Messenger RNA from Morus notabilis, 2511 nucleotides. Its product is annotated as zeaxanthin epoxidase, chloroplastic. The transcript is spliced from 16 exons. Gene Ontology annotation, biological process: abscisic acid biosynthetic process. Gene Ontology annotation, molecular function: zeaxanthin epoxidase activity; FAD binding; protein binding. Gene Ontology annotation, cellular component: chloroplast; membrane. Bases 325 to 2325 code for a protein of 666 amino acids. The record is from RefSeq and is a predicted model, not a curated record. NCBI's taxonomy places the organism in Eukaryota, Viridiplantae, Streptophyta, Magnoliopsida, Rosales, Moraceae.
AAACCUCAAACAUCUGAGUUCAGACAGUCCAACCAGAUUUUUCUUUUUUUUCCCACUACAGAGACUUUCAGUUUGGGACGCCAAGAAAUCGCCACAUGGCACAAAAAUCUCCAUGAUUGGUGAAGCACAAAUCUUUUUUUUUUUCCAGCCCACUCAUGGAUUGGCUCCUAAUCCUCUCAUAUAUUAUUCCACCAUUUCUCUCUCCUCUUUCCUUCACCGGAAGGACAACUGAAAAAAAACUAAAAAAACAAAACCAGAGAAAUACACACACAUAUAUAUAGAGAGAGAUACAAGUAAUUUAAAGAAAGAGAGGCUUCCACAAGAAUGGCUUCCACUCUAUGUUACAACGCCAUAAAUCUCUCAACGCCGGUUUUCUCGAGAACCCAGUUCCCGAAUCAGUCUUCCAAGGACUUCUCUUUUGAAUUCUCGCCGUUUUUCCGUCACUGGAGCAGAUGGGCCGGAACUAGUACUACAGGGCAGAAGAGAACUAGUUUCGGAGAGAUUAAGGCAACAGUGGCGGCGCCGGCGCUGGAGACGGAGAGGGGGAGGUCGCCGGAAAAGAAGAUCCGGUUGCUGAUCGCCGGCGGGGGGAUAGGAGGGCUGGUGUUGGCCUUGGCAGCGAAGAAGAAAGGAUUUGAAGUGUUGGUGUUUGAGAAGGAUUUGAGCGCCAUUAGAGGUGAAGGGCAGUACAGAGGUCCAAUUCAGAUACAGAGCAAUGCUUUGGCUGCUUUGGAAGCUAUUGAUAUGGAGGUCGCUGAGGAGGUUAUGAGAGUUGGGUGCGUUACUGGUGACAGGAUUAAUGGCUUGGUCGAUGGGGUUUCUGGUUCUUGGUACGUCAAGUUUGACACCUUCACUCCUGCAUCGGAACGUGGGCUUCCGGUUACGAGAGUGAUAAGCCGAAUGGCCUUGCAACAAAUCCUUGCUCUUGCUGUUGGCGAUGAUAUCAUUAAGAACGAAAGUACGGUUGUCGAUUUUGAGGAUCAUGGGGACAAGGUCACUGUAAUCCUCGAGAAUGGACAGCGUUAUGAAGGUGAUCUUCUAGUUGGAGCUGAUGGUAUAUGGUCAAAGGUGAGGAAGAACUUGUUUGGUCCAACGGAAGCUAUCUACUCGGAUUAUACAUGUUAUACCGGAAUUGCAGAUUUUGUGCCUGCUGACAUUGAAACUGUAGGGUAUCGAGUAUUCUUGGGACACAAGCAAUACUUUGUUUCUUCGGAUGUGGGCGCAGGGAAGAUGCAGUGGUAUGCAUUUAACAAGGAACCACCUGGUGGUGUUGAUGGCCCCCGUGGGAAAAGGGUAAGGUUGCUCAAAAUAUUUGAGGGCUGGUGUGACAAUGUUAUAGAUCUGAUACUUGCCACGGAUGAAGACAUGAUUCUUCGAAGGGACAUAUACGAUAGAACUCCCACUUUAACAUGGGGAAGGGGCCGUGUGACGUUGCUCGGCGAUUCUAUCCAUGCAAUGCAGCCAAAUAUGGGGCAAGGAGGUUGCAUGGCCAUUGAGGACAGUUAUCAGCUUGCUUUGGAGCUUGAUAAAGCAUGGGAAGAAAGCAUCAAAUCAGGAACUCCUGUAGACAUUGUUUCUUCUCUAAAAAGAUAUGAGAAAGCUAGAAGGUUGCGAGUUGCCGUAAUUCAUGGAAUGGCUAGAAUGGCUGCCCUAAUGGCUUCAACCUACAAAGCUUAUCUGGGCGUAGGACUCGGUCCAUUAUCGUUUUUGACCAAGUAUAGAAUCCCACAUCCAGGAACAUUUGGGGGUAGAUUCUUUAUUGACCUGGCAAUGCCCCUGAUGUUAAAUUGGGUCUUAGGUGGUAAUAGCUCAAAACUCGAAGGGAGGCCACAAAGCUGCAGGCUCUCAGACAAAGCAAGUGACCAGUUACGCAAAUGGUUCGAGGAUGAUGAUGCAUUGGAACGUGCUAUGAAGGGAGAGUGGUUUAUUUUGCCACAUGGAAAUGCCACCGGGACUUUGCAGCCUAUCCGUUUGAAUAGGGAUGAGAACAAGCCCUCAAUAGUUGGGAGCGUACCACACGACGACUCUUCAGGAACGUCAAUUACACUUCCUUUGCCACAGGUUUCGAAUAGGCAUGCCCGUAUCAGUUACAAGGAUGGCGCCUUUUUUGUGACUGAUUUGCGAAGCGAACAUGGCACCUGGAUCGUUGAUAAUGAGGGCAGGCGGUACCGGAUACCUCCAAAUUUUCCCACUCGUUUUCGUCCAUCAGAUUCUAUUGAGUUUGGUUCCGACAAGAAGGCAACAUUUCGGGUCAAGGUGAUCAGGUCUUCUUCUACAACAACUGUAGCACAAAAGGAAGAAAGUGACCUUCUCCAGACGGCAUGAAAAAUUCUAGAAAACGACUGAGAUUUGAUUAAUACAUAAUUUAACAUGAAUUGUACAGCAUUUAUUCAGGGAAGUGAAUCGGGAACAUUAAAAACUUGUGUCAAUUCUUUUACAAAGAAUGUGUUGUACCUGUAUGCACACAUAUAUAUCCGAUCAAUGUAAAAUGUUCCACCCUUUUUUUUUUUU